GGAGGUCGGAGAUGGAGGGGCCGACGUGGUGUGUUCGUGGCCGGGGUUUGGCGGGUGGUUAUUUUGGCGUCGCGAGCCGGUAUCCCUGGCAACGUGGGUCGUGCGGCCGCGGGAACUUCGCGCUCUUUUUCGCGUUGUUAUUGUAGCAUAGUCUGAUAUGUGGGCUUCGAUGUUUGUUUUUCGCAUACAGCGGGUGCAAUAAGUCUCAUUUUGUCUCAUUUCCAUAGUAAAGCAAGUUAUGAUUACGUACAAUAGAAAGCCCUAUUAGUUUAAGGAAAAUCCGAUUUGGGUAAAGAAGCAUAAGAUUCUUAGUUUUACCUUGAUAUUAUUUGGGGACAGCAUAUCUGGUGCCUUUUUCCUGAACAUUCAAGAAUGCAGCUUUGUUUACCACAGGCAAUUGUAAUACCAGGACUUGUCAUGAAGUGAAUAUAUACCUGAAUAAGGAGGAGGGUUGCCUCCCUCCGUGCACGGGAAAUGGCUGUGAAAACUCUGUGCCAGUGCAGUGCCAUGGAAGGAUCUUGUGCCAUGAAUCACACCUCAGACAUCAAAUAUUGAACUGAAAGGAAGCCUUGAACACUUAAGAUAACAAAAUGGAAAUGUACGAGACCCACAACAUGCAGGAACAAUCACCGGACCGCAGGACGGUGGUCCACGAGAAUGAAUCUCUAAAGCAGAAGAUUUUGCAAAUCGAAAUGCAAAAUGUGGCUCAGCAAAGGCGGCUUCAGCAGCUAGAGAAGAUGGUGAUGGAGCUCAGUCGCAUGAAAUCCCCGAAGGAUGUUCUGGACACCCCGCACAUGACGCCCUUCCGAGAACCCACCGAAAACGGUAGCAAGACAGAGAGAGCACAAGAAGGAAGGUUAGAGGACGCCUCAGCUGGGGCUCGGGGGAAGGAAGGAGCAGGCGGCGGUCGCGAGGAGGACGACCAUGCCGAUGGGGGCAUGUCCGACAUCGUGGCAAACCUGAUGGACGAGUUCGACCGCACCGCCAGAGAGAACGGCCUGAUCUACGGGAUGACGCCGACGCGAAGCACGGCCGAUUCGGAGGACCAGGGCGACGACUUCACGCAAGGGGAGGGAUCAGGAGAGCCUGACCUCCAUGUGGCAGCUGAGGAUGGGUGCGAUGUAUCCCCCACUCCACUGCCAGCUUUCCUCACGCCUUUGUAUCAGAACUCUGUAUCAAGCAAAAAUGAAAAUGGCUUCAAUGACGAACCUUUGGUAACACCUCGGUUAAGCCUCACCACACCUGUGCUUCUCACUGUUAAUGCACUGAAAGAGAUGGAGAGAAGCCAGACUACUUGCCCAGAACCAUUUCAGAGAGAAAACUAUUUAUUUUCCAGUGUGUCCUCCCAUUCUCAAAGCUCAAAAGUCUCUCCAGUUAAGUCAAGAGAUAUCUUACCCGCAAAAGCAUGUCCUUCAUUCUCAGCUGUUAUUGGCAGCAAGACCAGUCCCUUUGCAAACCUUUUGCGAGGAUUAAACCAUGUAGCCAACAAAAAUCCAGGUGGAAACUCCAACCCUGGAGAUGGCCACAUGUUGCAGGCAAGCAGGAAGGCACAACCUACUCACAUGCAAAGACUGCCUUUGAGGUCUCAGAUUCCAGGAAGUCCCAGUAGCAUAACAAGUAGCAUCACAGGUCAUGUUUUCAAGUGGAGCCAGUCAUUAACUUUACCUUUACUGUCACCACUUCCUGAAAGCCAUUGUGGGGACAUCCAGGCACAAGGUGCUUCAGAUGACGAUUUCUUAACAGAGUUGAUGUACAAUUUAGCAGAAAAGCAGGACCAAGAGGAGGCAUCAGAUGAGGAGGACUUGGUUGUGGACGAGGUCGUCUCGCUGUCCAUGGUGGGCAAAGGCAGACGGCAGCGCUCAGAAUCCAUUUGCUCGGUCUCUGGGCCUUGUGUGCCACCUGAUCUCCUCCUCAACACGUGCAAGGUUGAAGACAGUCAGGUGAAGGAAGAGGAUGUUUUAACAGAAAUUGCAGGUGUGUUUGAUGAUUCCACAUUGCUGGCAGAUCAGCUUAUUGAAGCCCAGUUUAGCCAAGAGGAACUGAAUCAGCUGGUCAAAGAGGAGGUGGUGUCCGACUCAAUACUCUUGCCGAAAAAUACCAGCGCACCUGCCAUGCAAGAUGAUGAGGACCUCCAGUACUUGAAUAUCUUACAAAAUGAAGCAUCUACCAUUUGUGAAAAUAGUGCUCUGAGAAAGUCUAAUACAGAAAGGAUUAACAUUGAGGAUGUGGACAUCAAACCUGAGGAAUUGGAUCGGCCAGUUCCUUCAAAAGAGCCACUGAAAGGUUUGGAGAAAUCUAAAUCUGUGGCUGACCUAAGUGGACUUAAUGCACAGGUCAUUAGUGAGAAGGUGAAGUCAGUUCAAGCCUUGCAGGGCAAUCGGACGUUAAGCAUCGAUGGCAAGGAAGUUAAGCUGCCGGCUGGCUCGAUCAUUCUGGCUGUAGUAAAUGAGUCAGGUUCCCUUGUGCCCUUGCCACAGCUCCAGGUGACACCACAGUCCCUGACUCGUGCAGUGAAGACAGAGAGCCCUGAGAGAGGGCAGGAUGAGGAGAUUGAUAUUGAAACAGUCUCUGAGAAAACUCCAGUGUUGGAGGCAGGUGACCUGGAUAGCCUCUUGGCACAGUUUGAGGCUUCUGAGGCAGUUAACAAGACCUCAGGUGAAGGGGCCAAGGAUGGCCCCAGCAGUGCUCCUGAGCAGGUGAAGGUCAGCGGAGGGGCUUUAACACAGAGCAGGGGGCCCUCUGUGCCAGGUAUUGUCCCCCUGGGCAUCUCCCCACAGUCCUCCCCCACCCACCAGAAGAUCAAGGAUGCUUUGCCCAAGGAGAUCAUUGAGAAAAUUAAAGCAUCAACUAAACGGAAAAGUACGCAAAUGUUGUCGGAGCCACCUGUGCUGCGCAAAGGCCGUGGAGGGAGACAGCAGGAAGGAACUACCAACCGCAAUAAAAUCCUUCGUGUUGCGCCCCAGAGCACUUCUGCACAGACUGCAACAGAUGAACGAGUCCCUCCUCCAGUAGACCAUGACUACUGCUUCUCUCCAGACAAACAAAAGCAUGCCAAGCAAGACUCCAGUGAUAGGAUGAAUGAUGAGUUCUUUAAUAAACUUCCUGAUUAUUACACCACUAUGUCGAGACGCCAGUCAAAGAAGGCAAGCAUCUGUUCGGAUGAUGGGCAUGAUGACGGUGGUAAGAAGGACAGUGGUGUGGAGUCGGGAGAUGUGAGUGAUGCGAGUGUGGAAACAGAGGAGCGCAAGAAGGAAGGAAAAGAUGGAAUGAGUAGACAGGAAGGGUGGAAUAACCAGGAGAAACUCAAAAAUAAUGAUAACACAGAUGAUGUAUAUGACAAAAUUCCUGCUUACAUGACUGACAUUGGCAAUGUCAAGCCCAAAGAUGAAGAAGAGAUGAAUGAGAAUGAAGAAAAGGAUGGAGAUAACAUAGUCAUUACUAAUAAGCCUGAGGUGAAGAAAAUCAAACGGAAACUCAAUCUGUCAGAGUACCGGCAGAGAAUAAGAAGUGCGCAGAGUAGUACUUGUCCCUCCCCUAACCAUACUGACUCUGUGCAGACCUCGCCAAAGCAAGGUGACUUGCCGGUGUCUGAUCUGGUCCAGAAGAUGGAAGAGGCCAAGACUGAAGAGGAGAAGUCAGAUCUUGCACCUAAAGAUACUGCUGUCGAUGUAGUAGAGCCAGAGGAAGACACAGAGGAAGGUGAACUGAAGGGGGAUUCCGACCCAGAGGUUCCUAUGAACCAGCUGGCGGAGAAGGCAGCUGAAGUCUACAGUGCAGCAAACAGGACACCGGAAAAGACAAUGUUGCCUGUUCAACCAACUUCCUGCAGCAGCAUGGGGUCAACAAGCUCUCGUGAUAGUAGAAGGAGAAACUCCAGGACUUGCUCAAUGAGAAGGUGGUCAUCCUCAAGCAGAAGUAGAAGCCGAAGUAAGAGUCCCUUGAAUAGCAAAAAGAACCACCUAUCUCGCAAACACAGAUCUUCACGUGGGAAGAGAAGAAGGCGUCACAGGAAUUCCCACUCGUCAGUUUCUCCACACAGUUCCUCCAGGAGGAGGUGGUCCAGAUCUCGGUCACGCUCCAGGUCCAGGUCCAGGUCCAGGUCCAGGUCAAGGUCAAGGUCAAGGUCAAGGUCCAGAUCCAGGUCAAAGGGGCGAUGCUCAUCCACAUGUAGUUCAUCCUCGUGCUCAAGCUCAAAAUCUAGGUCAAGGUCUCGAUCUACCAGGACACGAGAUAGGUGGGGAUAUUCACGUAGAUUCUCUAGAAGUCGGGAUAGGAGACGCAGAUCUCACAGUCGCUCAAGAUCACGUUCUUCAUCACGCUACAGCAGAGUAACACGUUCCCGCUCGCCCGUCUGGGGGAACAGAAGAUCCCGCUCACCCCCUCGACUCCCACCGAGAAUAAGGAGACCGGAGGAUGAGGAUCGAGUCAGACAAGUGGAAGAACGCCGCGUUAUAUACAUUGGUCGCAUUACGGAGGGGACCACUAAAGCAGAUCUGCGACGGCGGUUCCAAAAAUAUGGAACCAUUGUCGACAUUAGCGUUCAUUUUAGGGAACACGGGGACAACUAUGGGUUUGUAACGUUUAAGAAUAGGGAUGAAGCUUACCAAGCUGUUGAGAAUGGUAACGAGGAUCCCUCACUCCCACACUAUGACCUGUGCUUUGGGGGGAGACGAGCAUUCUGCAAGGUUCAAUAUUCAGACUUGGAUGCCCAAAAUGAGUCAUACAUGGGGGGGUCUCUUGCAAGAGGCGCGCCACACGGGGACUUUGACACACUCUUGCGUGAAGCAUUGAAGAAGAAACUGCGAUGACCAUGGGGGUUUCUAGCAUUUACUUCUGUAGUAAUUAUGUUUAGCUGACCUGUAGUGUUGGUUAGGAACAUGUGAUUAUAAUUUUUUUUCUAAUAUUCAUAGAUAUGUAAAUUAGUGUCAAAUUUUGCUUUUACUUUUUUUUUUCUUUUCUUUAUUAAAUACCUGAUACUCAUUUUGGUCUGCCAUUUCUUACUUUUUUAUUUGCCAUUUAUUACCUGUUUUCUCCAGUAAGGUGAGAAGCAAGUUGUUUUCCUACUAUACAUAGUAACUGAGAGAUUAAGUUUGUAUAUAGUUUCAGCAGAUUUUUGUUUCUCAAAAGAGCUUGUAUAUGAGUAUAUAUUAAGAGAUCAAAGUGCAGUGCGAUGGUGAGAGUUGUGUCCCUGUUUUCAAAAGUUCCUGCGACAACCAGGUAGAAAAAGAAUUUAGCACAAUUAAACAUAAAGGAAAGUUGGCGGCUAAAAGAGGAUUCUGAAUUGCUCUGAAAAUCUUUUUUAAGGUAUAUCUGUACUUCGAUCCAAAAGAGGAGAAAAGAAUAGGGAACAGAGUAAGCCCCCCCUUUGAUGUAUAUCCAUAUACACAUACAUACAUACAUACAUACAUACAUACAUACAUACAUACAUACAUACAUACAUA
Molecule: messenger RNA, 5441 nt
Organism: Penaeus vannamei (Pacific white shrimp)
Lineage: Eukaryota; Metazoa; Arthropoda; Malacostraca; Decapoda; Penaeidae
Product: serine/arginine repetitive matrix protein 2
Biological process (GO): positive regulation of transcription by RNA polymerase II
Cellular component (GO): nucleus
Molecular function (GO): RNA binding; transcription factor binding
Source: RefSeq, a predicted model, not a curated record